Messenger RNA from Mytilus californianus (California mussel), 592 nucleotides. Its product is annotated as complement C1q-like protein 3. The transcript has 3 exons. The coding region runs from base 30 to 545 and encodes 171 amino acids. Gene Ontology annotation, molecular function: protein binding. The record is from RefSeq and is a predicted model, not a curated record. Lineage: Eukaryota; Metazoa; Mollusca; Bivalvia; Mytilida; Mytilidae.
GUCUUAACUGACAUAAUACAACUGCAGACAUGACUUUUAGUGUUCUGUUGGCAAGUUUGCUUUGUUAUGGAAGUCUGAUUCAGUGCCAUAAAAAUGAGAUAGUUGAAGAUCUACUUAACGUUAUCUUCAAACUGAAGAACAGUAAAGGUCACGGUGGAGGUCAAACGUCUAGCCCAGCUUUUACUGCUACUCUGUCGAAGGAUUUAACUCCGCCAGUCAAUCAGAUCAUUAUAUUUGACUCCGUGAAGACAAAUGUUGGUGGACAUUACUCGUCUAGUACUGGAGUAUUUACGUCACCUAGGAACGGCCUUUGUAUGAUAUCUGCAACUAUGAGGUCAACCGCUUCAAAGCAUUUGCAUUGUGAGCUAUGGGUAAAUGAAGCUAUGAAAGAAAAGAUCUUUGGCACAAAUCUAUCGACCGGAACGAUAAACGCCGUCUUACAAUUAAAGACAGGAGACAAGGUUUUCAUAAAAAAGGACCAUCGUAGUGGAGAAGGUAUAAUUGGAGGUGAUUGGUCAAUGUUUUCUGGUUAUUUCAUUGUAUAAAAAAGUCUAAAUUUAGUAUCAAUGAUUACUUUUAAGAAUCCUUUAGA